GCCUGCCCAGCAGAUGUUCAGAAUUCUUGUCCCCAGUGUUUUUAUAGGUUUAAUGAGACAGUGGCUCAUCUUUACUGUGCUGCUGCAAGAGUUUUACUGGUUUAUGUUGAUGAACGUGACAGAGAGGAUCCUGUACCAGAAAAAAAGAAGCAUUGGUAUAUUCCAUACAUCAGAGUUACCCAGUCUAUGGGUGCUAAGGACUACAACCUGAAGAUGAAAGUUGAUGCACAAACAGUAUUCUCAUGGAAAAGCACAAUCAUCAGUGAAGCAGGACUGAAUGAAAAUAUUAGAUGCAUAUCUGGAAGACUGGAUGUAGAAGAUAAUAUCACUAAAGAUACCAAAAUUCUUUAUAACAACAUUACACUGGAUUUUUACAUGAAAGAUGACUGUCACUGUUCUUUCAUUGAUUAUCCUGUGGGCUAUGCUUUGAUGUUCUUCAGCAAAGAGAAAGCUGCCUCUAAACUUCCAGUUCAGCUAACAGAUGGAGUAACCAUUAUAUCACUUCCAUAUGGAACACUUACUCUUCCAAACUGUUUGUAACAAUAUUUUGUAUUUUCAAUGUGUUUAUAAGUCAAUAUAAUAAUCUUAAUCAUCUUGACUAGAAUUUGUAUCAAGUAAAACAAAAUAAAGAAGUUGGUCUUAUGAUGAUUAUUA
Molecule: messenger RNA, 654 nt
Organism: Limulus polyphemus (Atlantic horseshoe crab)
Lineage: Eukaryota; Metazoa; Arthropoda; Merostomata; Xiphosura; Limulidae
Exons: 7
Coding region: 187-540 (117 amino acids)
Source: RefSeq, a predicted model, not a curated record